UCCCCGUAUAACUGAGAAUUCACCCUGAAGGUUAAGGCGGGCUGUCGCUCUCAGACUCUGAACAUCAAUUACAAACUUCUGGAUUUAAAAAAAUAAAAUAAAAAUCACACUUCAGCAAUGAUGACAAAAAUGCAGCACAGAUGGCGACUGUUAUUUCUGAUUCUUGAAGCUCUUUCCUGCUGCAGUGCUAUGCAGGUUUCCAUUCAAGAGAAAGAAUAUGAAGUUGCAAGAGAUGGAGAGAUUAUUUUGACAUGUUCAUUCAACCCCGCCAGACCAAUAACCAAUGCAUUAGUCCUGACGUGGGAAGCUUCCCCGGAUGAACCCGGGAAACCAAUGAAAGCGGUGGCAACCUACUUCAUAAACAAUCCAAUUGACAUAUCGCCUGCCUAUGAAGACCGGGCCUUCGUGGAGGUUGACGUUAACAAUAAAGUGAGCACACUACGCUUAACAAAGGUAACCACGAAGGACAGCCGUGAUUUCCAAUGCAGCGUCAAGGUCCCCAAUGAUGAUGAGGGAGUAACAGCUGCCACCACUUCCCUUUUGGUCCUGGUGCGUCCCUCUCCACCAAUCUGCAAGAUUGAGGGAACAGCAGAGUACUUUCAUGACAUCAGCCUCACUUGCAUUUCUGAGGAAGGAUCCCCACCACCGUCCUAUAAAUGGAUGAGCUACACUGUUGAAAACGUUUCCAGACCCUUUCCACCUAAGUCAACAGAGAAGGAUGGAACUCUAUUUCUAUUCAAUAUCUCACAAGAAACCUCUGGGUUCUACAUGUGCUCAUCAACAAAUCGAAUUGGAACUGCCAAAUGUGAACUUACUUUAGCUGUGAUGCCCGGCGGCAUGAAAAUUGGAUCCACUGCAGCUAUAAUUGGAGGAGUAAUCGCAGGUCUUCUGGUCCUGGCGAUUGUUGUUUUCUGUUGCUGCCGGAGAAAGGGCAAAAAUGAAGAGCAGGAUGAAGGUUCCCCUGGUGACGUGGCAUAUUAUGACAAAGAUGCUGCUGAAGCUGAGGAGUACUUGGAUGACAAGUCCAACACCAAGCCAAAGCAGAAGUACAAGGAUGAAGACAAAGAUGUUGUUCCUCAAAGCAACAACAGCGUAGGGUUAGCUGUAGCUAAGUCUGAGGACGAUCAGCACAGUAAUCACAGUGGUCGAGGAAGAAGCAACGGCAAGGGCAGUGAUUUUGACUCCAGACGUUACCAGGAAGACCAGCGCGAUCAAUAUCGUGGCAGUCGAGAUCGCCUUGACGAUCAACGUGAUAAUUACAGAGGAAGUCGGGAUCGCCUUGACGAGCCGCGUGAUCAUUACAGAGGAAGUCGGGAUCGCCUUGAAGAACCACGUGAUACUUACAGAGGAAGUCGGGAUCGCCUUGACGAUCAACGUGAUACUUACAGAGGAAGUCGGGAUCGCCUUGACGAUCAACGUGAUACUUACAGAGGAAGUCGGGAUCGCCUUGACGAUCCACGUGAUCAUUACCGAGGCAGUCGUGACCGCCUUGAUGAUAACCGCCAUGACCGCCAUGCUGGCAGUCGUGAUCACAUCGCUUACAUUGAUGAUGGAGAUAGAAAUGAGUACAGAUAAUUCUUGUUACUGAAUGUUUUUUUUUAAAGGCUUUCUAUGUGAUUUUUCACACUUAAAUGUAGAAAUCAAGUAUAUCCUCUGAAAAUAACUCUGUGAGUCAUGAC
Messenger RNA from Labrus bergylta (ballan wrasse), 1679 nucleotides. Its product is annotated as cell surface A33 antigen. NCBI's taxonomy places the organism in Eukaryota, Metazoa, Chordata, Actinopteri, Labriformes, Labridae. The record is from RefSeq and is a predicted model, not a curated record. Gene Ontology annotation, cellular component: plasma membrane.